Trifolium pratense (red clover) is the source of this 2500-nucleotide messenger RNA. Its product is annotated as anamorsin homolog. Gene Ontology annotation, cellular component: cytoplasm. Bases 989 to 2224 code for a protein of 411 amino acids. The transcript is spliced from 12 exons. Gene Ontology annotation, biological process: iron-sulfur cluster assembly. Gene Ontology annotation, molecular function: S-adenosylmethionine-dependent methyltransferase activity; iron-sulfur cluster binding. The record is from RefSeq and is a predicted model, not a curated record. NCBI's taxonomy places the organism in Eukaryota, Viridiplantae, Streptophyta, Magnoliopsida, Fabales, Fabaceae.
AAGAAAAAAAAAAAACAGAAAGAGAACUCUUCUGUUCCAUCUUCACCAUCUCUCGUACUGCAACAGUCUCCGUUGCAAUCUCUCUUGGUCGUUGUUUCAAUAGCAAGAUCCGGUGGCCGCAGGAACCUUUUCUCAUUUUGAUGAACAACCCGUAAAGGAAACAGUGAGAUUCGACGGCGGAUCUGAAUAUGAUUUUCAGAUUUUAGAAAAAGUUUUGUUUUUGUGAUAGGAGAAUAGAGUUCAAUUCUACUUCUGAAUUUUAAUUAAUCCUAUUUCAAGAAUUUGUUGUUACAAAUCAAUUCUUUUCCCCCCUACAAAAUUCCACGAAUUUCUCAAUUUUCUUUCCCAACUCAAGUUCUUUCUCAACACUUCUUUGAUUUUCCUUUGCCUUUUUUUUCAAUUUUUCCAUCUAUUUUCUCACUUGAACACUACCUGUAUUUUUCUCUCAAAAGGGUUUUUUGGGUUUCAUUUUCUUCAUUGUUUCUACUCAAACACAUGAAAGAAAGAACCCAUUUUUAAUGUACCAUCCUCUCCAAAUAUGAAAAGAAGCAGCAGCAUCUCUCUGGGUUGUUCAGCACAAUCAAUUAGUUUUCUUUGAUUCUCAGAUCUGGGUUUAAUAGAGACGGUCACAACUCACAAAGAUUGAGAAUGACUUUUUUUUUUUGUUUCAACUAAAAAAAUUAGUUUUUGUUACGCGAAUUACAAAGCAAGACAUUGUCUGUCUCUCUUUUGUUUUUUUUUUUUUCUCUCUACAGGUUAUUAGGUAAGUGAUUUAAAUAAAUUGAUGAUGUGGACCAAUAAAAGAUAGUUUGUUAAAAAGAGUGCGUUAAUGGGUGUGACCAUAGCAUUACUCGAUUCAACAAUAUGUGCUAAUUAUAAUUUUCUUUUUCCAGUCAUGGUUUCAGAACGGGCCUUUAGAUCCCGAUUUAUCAAGUGAAGCGGGCUCUGCUUCCGGCGAUCAAUCCAGCAAGGAUGUUGACAUUAAGGAAUGACCGUAUCUUUACAUCCAGAUGGAGCGUUGUUCCCGAUGAUAUAUGAUCUUGAGAACAGGUUAUCGUCAUUAGGGUUUACCAAGACAUUUGUUUUACAAUCACCUAUUCCUAUUCCAUCUGUGCUCACACAAAAAAAUCCUCAACGUUCAUGGACAACUCAUUCAACUUUUGAAUUUGAGAAGACUUCACUUACACUGAAAAUUGAUGUUUGUUUUGAGGUGGUUGAUGAAGAUGAUCUAAAGAUAUCUCAGAUUUCACCCGGGGAUUGUGAAACUCGGAGCACUAGAAAAGACCACAAAAAUCACACUUCCGGGGGGGCUGAAGAGGAUAAAGUAUUCAAUUUAGGAUCCACAAGAAAAAAGAUUAAGGAUCCUCAAUCGGCUUGUGACCCUGAUACUAUAAAGUUGUUGGCAUGUAAUGAUGAGAUGACUAUGCCUCUGGUUGUGUUGGCUCACACGCUCGACGACCUUAAGUACGAAGGGGUUAAGCUGAGAACUGAACUGAUCAUCAAUGUAUCAUUAAUGCGAAAGUUGCCAAAGGAGUCUUCCUCUGUGGAUAUGGUAAUACUAUUCUGGAUGGCAGAGACUCGUUGUCUUUCCAAUCAUGUCAUUCAAGAAAUUAUUAGGGUGGUAAAACCAGGUGGCACAUUUGUUAUUCGCAAGCCAUAUGUGCGUGCUUCCAAGGCUGCUUACCUUUAUAAGAUGAUAUAUGAUCUUGAGAACAGGUUAUCGUCAUUAGGGUUUACCAAGACAUUUGUUUUACAAUCACCUAUUCCUAUUCCAUCUGUGCUCACACAAAAAAAUCCUCAACGUUCAUGGACAACUCAUUCAACUUUUGAAUUUGAGAAGACUUCACUUACACUGAAAAUUGAUGUUUGUUUUGAGGUGGUUGAUGAAGAUGAUCUAAAGAUAUCUCAGAUUUCACCCGGGGAUUGUGAAACUCGGAGCACUAGAAAAGACCACAAAAAUCACACUUCCGGGGGGGCUGAAGAGGAUAAAGUAUUAAAGUUAUGCUCCACAACAAAACGGAUUAAGGAUCCUCAAUCGGCUUGUGACUAUAUUGAUGUUGAUUCGGAACUGAAAAAUGAAGAUUGUCUUUUGACCGAAGAAGAUCUAAAGAAACCUCAGAUGCUACCUGUUGGUGAUUAUAAAUAUGGGACUAUUAGAAAAGCCCCCAACAAUGACUCUUUUUCGAGGGCUAAAGAAGAGGAAAAAGUAUUGAAGUUAGGAUGACAGCAGAACAGAUUAAAUAAUCCUCAAUCAGCUUUGUCGCAGUGUAGCAAUUUCCAGUGAAGGGAGGGUGAUUAAUAUUAAAAAACUGGACUCCUGUUAUUAUUUGUAGUCACUAUAAGUCUAUAAGCUUUGAUUAGUUGACUGGUUUAAUGUUAUAAAACUUUUAUGCCAUGCGAUAGUCGUUAAAUCUUCAACGACGCCAUGGUAAUGGUAAUACUAAUUUAAGGAUGUACUAAUUAUGAAUUUAAAAAAAUCUACUCAUCAAUUCAGUUUCAA